This is a messenger RNA of Fibroporia radiculosa, 1968 nucleotides long. RefSeq lists its product as uncharacterized. Gene Ontology annotation, molecular function: RNA binding; rRNA (cytosine-C5-)-methyltransferase activity. The coding region runs from base 1 to 1968 and encodes 655 amino acids. Gene Ontology annotation, cellular component: nucleolus. The transcript is spliced from 6 exons. NCBI's taxonomy places the organism in Eukaryota, Fungi, Basidiomycota, Agaricomycetes, Polyporales, Fibroporiaceae. Gene Ontology annotation, biological process: maturation of LSU-rRNA; rRNA base methylation. The record is from RefSeq and is a predicted model, not a curated record.
AUGGGUCGCCGUGCGAAGAAUAAGCAGGGCCCUCCUGAACCCUUGGAGAAUUUCCAUAAUCUGACCGAAAAACCGUCUCUCAAAAAACUAGGCAAGCGCAAAGCCCAGGAUCCCGAGGUCAAGGAAAAGAGACCUACAAAGAAAGCUCGCGAGAGUGAUGGGAGUGUAUCCAAGAGGCGUAGCAAACCCACGCAGAAGGAAAAAGAGACUGAGGAAUUCAUUGGCGAUUUAGAUGACUUGGGUGCUGACGGUCUGGAUAUCGAGGAUGAUGAUUUCCUACAAGGGCCUGUCCAAGAGCUUGAUCUUGGUUCUGGCGACGAGGAAGAGAUCGAGCUUGCACCUUCAAAAACGAAAGGAAAGAAAUCAAAACAGCAUGAACGACCUCUGAAAAUCAUCCCGACAGGCUCGGAUGAUUCUUCUAACUCAGAUGAGGAUUCAGAGGACGAGGACGGGCGGAUCACGAUGGCAAAUAUGGAGGCGCGGUCUAGGGCUUUAGACGAAAAGGCAGCGCGUGAGGCGGAGCUGGACGCCGAGGAGAUGCAGAAUGCUGCUUUGGUGGGCGAAGAGGAUGGCGACUUGGCAGAUGCAGAUGACGACGAAGACAUGGACGGCGACGGCGAUGAUGGUCAAGAGGCCUUCCACUUACCCACUGCAGAAGAGAGGGAGGAAGAGAAGGCAAGCGGAGGUCCGGAUGUUCAUACUGUCCAGCGCCGUAUGCGUGAAUGUGUACGUGCACUCGGAAAGUUCAAAAGACUAGCUGAGAAUGGCCGGCAAGUCCUCUUCCGAGAUCUAUCUGCCUCGUAUACUCAUUCCUACUAUGGAUACAAUGAGUUCCUUACGGAGAAGUUGUUCCAAUUAUUCCCAGUUGCAGAGGCCAUCGAGUUUUUUGAAGCAAACGAGGUCCCUCGGCCUGUAACGAUCCGGACAAACACCCUCCGCACACGCCGAAGAGAUCUUGCCCAGGCGCUCAUCAACAGAGGCGUCAACCUUGAGCCUAUCGGGAAGUGGACAAAUGUUGGCCUACAGGUAUUCGAGAGCAGUGUCCCGAUUGGAGCGACGCCGGAGUACCUUGCAGGCCAAUAUAUGCUACAGGCCGCGUCGUCAUUUCUUCCCGUUAUCGCGCUAGCGCCGCAGCCCAAUGAGCGCGUUCUGGACAUGGCAUCUGCCCCCGGUGGAAAGACAACGCACAUGGCUGCGCUCAUGGAAAACACGGGUGUGGUAUUUGCAAACGAUGCGAAAAAGGCACGAACGAAGAGCCUCACAGCCAAUGUGCACCGAUUGGGAUGUAAGAAUGUGGUCGUGUGCUCUUAUGACGGCCGUGAAUUUCCCAAGGUGAUGGGCGGUUUUGACCGGGUGCUUCUGGAUGCGCCAUGCAGCGGCACGGGUGUUAUCAGUAAGGAUGCCAGCGUCAAAACGAAUAAAUCCGAGCGCGACUUUGCCCUUUUAUCGCACCUUCAGAAGCAGCUUAUCCUCUGCGCUAUCGACAGCGUGACGCCAGAUUCCAAGACGGGCGGGUAUCUCGUCUACUCCACGUGUUCGGUCACCGUCGAUGAAAACGAAGCGGUCGUCGAUUAUGCGCUCCGCAAGCGGCCGAACGUAAAACUCGUCGACACGGGCCUGGAGUUUGGCCGCCCGGGGUAUACCAAGUAUCGCGGCAAGGUGUUCAACGAGAAGGUCAGCCUGACGCGGCGGUUCUACCCACACGUGCACAACAUGGACGGGUUCUACGUCGCCAAAUUCAAGGUCGAGAAGCGCAUAAAACAGAAGCCACGUGACGAGGAUGAGCCCGUGGCAAUUGGCGUGGACGGCGAGCCGAUCGCUGCGGAGGAUCUUGCGUUCGACAGUGAGGAGGACAAAAAGUACAUGGAAGCGACUCAGCCGAAGAGAAGGAAAGGGAAACGAUCACACGGACCUCAUCGUUCAAAGCCCGUCGAGUCUGCUCCCAUGGCUGCCGAAAUGGCUGCAUAA